This is a messenger RNA of Hippocampus zosterae (dwarf seahorse), 2309 nucleotides long. RefSeq names its product cyclin-G2-like. Lineage: Eukaryota; Metazoa; Chordata; Actinopteri; Syngnathiformes; Syngnathidae. Gene Ontology annotation, molecular function: cyclin-dependent protein serine/threonine kinase regulator activity. The transcript is spliced from 8 exons. Gene Ontology annotation, biological process: regulation of cyclin-dependent protein serine/threonine kinase activity; mitotic cell cycle phase transition. Gene Ontology annotation, cellular component: nucleus; cyclin-dependent protein kinase holoenzyme complex; cytoplasm. The record is from RefSeq and is a predicted model, not a curated record. Bases 175 to 1170 code for a protein of 331 amino acids.
GGUUCAUCUGACGUGACGUAAUUGGUGGGCGUAUGUAUUAGCAACAUCAACAAAAGGGAGAAUAGAGAAAGGAGACGGACCGCAGGAAAAACACAAGACUACACCACCCAAAUACAACAGAAAUGUGGAUCUAAUUUUCUUUAAAAGUGAGAAGACGAGAGUGCCAGCUGAGACAUGGAUGCCUUCAAACUGAUGAAGGAACUGCGGGCCAACUAUGAGCUGGAGGUCUAUUAUCUCCCCAAGGAGACGGGCCUGAGUCUCAUCGAGUCCACUAAUCAGAAGGACGGGCGGAUCUCAGCCAAGUGCAGAGAUGCCAAAGUGGAGGACUUGUGGAGUCUGACCAGCUUCUUUGGCUACAGCACGCAGACCUUCGUCCUGGCUGUGAACCUGCUUGACAGAUUCUUGGCCAUGAUGAGGAUCCAACCGAAGCACUUGUCCUGCGUCAGCCUGAGCUGCCUCCACAUGGCCGCCAAAAUGACGGAGGAGGAAUGCAACCUGGCGUCCACCGACGAGCUCAUCCGCAUCGGGCAGUGCCGCUUCAGCGUGUCCGACCUCGGUCGGAUGGAGAAGAUCAUCACGGAGAAGCUGGACUUCAAGUCCAAAUCUGUCACGGCCUUGACCUUUCUGCACUUGUACCAUCGGAUUGCACUAUCUCACUCCACCGAGAGGAAGGAGACGUUGAGCCUGGAGACGCUGGAGGCUCAGCUCAAAGCCUGCCUGUGCCGGAUCUCCUUCUCCAAAGCCAAGCCGUCUGUCCUGGCCUUGUCGCUCCUGAGGCAGCAGAUCGAAGCCAUUCAGUCGCAGGACAUGUUGGAAAUAGCCCGUCACGUCCAGAGACACCUGAAGAUUGCAGACAGCGAGCUGCUGUUGUGGCGCGCUCAAGUCGCUCAGUGCUUGUCGGACUACGCCUCUCCGGAGUGCAGCAAACCCAAUCAUAGGAAGCUGCAGUGGAUCGUGUCGCGUCGGACUGCCCAGAACCUGCACAGCAGUUAUCGCAGCGUACCCGAACUGCCCACCAUCCCCGAGUGCUGCUGGGAUGAGAGUGAGAGUGAGGACUCCUGCGAGGACAUGAUGAGUUCGGGCGAGGAGUCCCUCAGCAGCUCGCUUGGCAGCGAUGGCGAAGGGCCCUUUUUCCCGCCGCACCUCCGCCGCCAAUACCUCAACGCCUGACGUCGCCGUGCCUCACGCCCACCCCCCAGAAUGUUCCGACUUUUAAUUUAUUGUCUGAUAAGCUCCGGCGCGAGAAGUGAAUUGCACAACGACUGGCAGCUGAGCAGACGCGCGUUUUUAGAUUUUUAGUUGGAUGUGUCGGUGGUACAUUCCAAGAUGUAGAAUAGGUUGAAGGCGCUCUGGUUGGUUGGCGUGCAAGAACCGCUGUGAGAUCAGAGCCAAAAAAAAAAAAUAUUGUUCAGUUGUUGUGUCAAGAACUUUAAUUUAGCUCAAAUGUGGCAUGCAUAGAAAGUGUUGAGUGUUAAUCAAAGACGAAUUAGUUUACUGAUGCACAGAAGCCAAGGGCAGCUGCAGUUGCAAAUAUCUGCAUUUGAUCCGGUUUAAUUUUCAAGUCUUUCAUUUUGAACGAGACUUUUUAAAGAGUUCUCAAUUUUAUUUUUCGUGCAUAUGUAGAUUGAGUGACAAUAUCUUGUGAACUUAUUCUGUUGAAAUUCCAACAAGUCCCGAGACGUAUCGACUCAAAAUAGGAGGCCAUGAAUUUAUUGGACCAUCGGCAGCAGUAAGGAUGGGAACAUUCGGGUUUGACUGAAUACUUUGAGUGACUGCAACUGCCCUCGACUUCGGAGUUUGUUCAUUUUGCACAGUUUGUAAUUUGUGUGUUGGAAGCAUCUAGUGUCUUUGGGGAAAACGUGAGACAAAAGUUAUGUUUGUUUUUCUUGCGGAACAUUUUUCUUGACUCUCCUGAGGCCAUUUACUCAAAAGUGCAGCAAAGAGCACUUUACUCUCCCUGUCGAGAGUCAAACACUGUUGACUCAUUCGGUGAGUGUGUGAUUUGUGAUAGUGUGCGGGUUUGUUUGUUUGUUUUUUUUAAACCCCAAAGUUAAAGUUGCCAAUUUUAGAUGUAGCUUAAAAAAUGUUUUUUGAAAAUUGUCCCAAAAAGAAUGUUGUGUGGAACAAACUGAUGCUGAAUUUAACAUGUUAAAAAAAAAAUCCAGAAAUGCAUAGAAAAAUGUAAAAUUGUAAAUGAUGUACAAAAAAAAAAAAAUUAUAGUCCUUUGUAGAUAUGACGUUAAUUUAUUCUUUUGUCACAUGUACUUGGAAAAAAAAAACAUCUUAUAAAAAAGGUUAUUUUUUAAACA